AUGGCAUUAAUUUUGCCCCUGGGGUCACGAGCAUCUCGGUGCGACCUUACAAAGGUUGUGAUGGAGAAGAUGGUAUCAGAAAUGUUAGAAGCGGGAAUCAUUCGAGAAAGUUCAAGCCCGUUUUCUAGUCCAGUGUUGUUAGUGCCAAAGAAAGACAACGCUUGGCGUUUCUGUAUCGAUUAUCGUGCGUUGAACAGAGCAACUAUCCCAGAUAAAUUUCCGAUUCCGGUUAUUGACCAACUACUGGAUGAGCUCCAUGGUGCCACGAUCUUCUCCAAAUUAGACCUGCGAUCCGGUUAUCAUCAGAUCAGAAUGAAAGAUGAGGAUAUUCACAAAACCGCGUUUUGCACCUUGGAGGGUCAUUACGAGUUCUUAGUUGUGCCCUUUGGACUAACGAACGCCCCAUCAACCUUCCAAGGAUUGAUGAACAAAAUCUUCAAACCAUUUCUACGAGAGUUUGUCUUGGUGUUCUUUGAUGAUGUAUUGAUCUACAGCUCGAGUGUGGAUGAGCAUGUUGAACAUUUGAGGAAAGUAAUGACAGUUUUUCAGGAGCAGACUCUGUUGGCCAAUAAGAAGAAAUGUGUUUUUGGGUUGCCACAAGUGGAGUAUUUGGGACAUAUUAUAUCAGCUAAAGGAGUAGCUACAGAUGCAGCUAAGACGUCUGCAAUGAAAAGUUGGCCAACACCGCAGUGUGUCAAAGAAUUGAGAGGGUUCCUCGGACUUACUGGGUAUUACAGAAAGUUUGUACGUGGGUAUGGAAUUAUCGCGAGGCCACUUACAGAUCUCCUAAAGAAAGAUAAGUUUGCGUUGUCAGAGGAGGCACAAGAGGCAUUUACAAAACUAAAAGAAGCAAUGGCGUCGGCACCAGUCUUGGCCAUGCCUGAUUUUGAUAAGGUGUUUGUGUUGGAAACAGAUGCCUCAGGGUUUGGAGUUGGUGCAGUUUUGAUCUAG
Molecule: messenger RNA, 951 nt
Organism: Microthlaspi erraticum
Lineage: Eukaryota; Viridiplantae; Streptophyta; Magnoliopsida; Brassicales; Brassicaceae
Source: the annotation of a GenBank genome assembly